CGUUGGAGGGAUAAAUAAAAAGCGUUACAGGCACGUCUGAGUCAGAGCCUGAGAUAGUCCAAAAAAAUCCAUAUGCGAACGACGUCGUAAAAAUGGCUGGAGUAGCCGUCUCUCCCGCUUCUCUGCUCCUCGUGAUCGCUGAAAUCUCCGAGAUCACGGCGAGCGCGGGGGCACUGUUUAAGAAGGACUGCGCCGAUCUCGCGAGGAGAGUUUGUCUGUUGACGCAUUUGGUCGAGGAGAUUAGGGAUUCUCCGGCGGAGAAGAAGAAGAAGACGGAGACGGAGGAGGAGGAGGAAUGUGAUGGUUCGUCUUCUUUGGUUUCUAGUGAAUGUGAUUGGUGGUCUGAUCUUGUGGUGGGUCUUCAAGCCGCGAAGCGUCUUCUGAGUGCAGCCACUUGUUUCCAGGCUCGAGAAUCCUCUGAGGGUGCUGCGAAGAGAAUAUCAUUCCAGUUCCAAUGUGUUACAUGGAAGCUGGAGAAAGCAUUAGGAAACUUGCCCUAUGACCGUUAUGACAUCUCUGACGAAGUCCGUGAACAGGUGGAACUUGCAAGGUCGCAGUUGAGAAGAGCAAUGCAGAGAUACGGAUCUCUGAACUCGAAGAAGUUCUCAACUGCUCUAUCCGAGCCAAUGGAGAAAGAUGCAUCAAGCAAAGUCACUGAGAAGUUGGAGAGUAUUCCAGAAACAGUGAAUCACUCCAACACUACUUUAUCUGAUCAAAAGAAAUUAGGAUCACCGCGAAGGAAGAGCUCUUCACUUUCCUUGGCCUUCUUUUUAUCAAAAGACGCUGAUAACGAGAGGUUAGAGAAAGCAAUCACCAAGAGCAACGAUGACUCAAAGAAAUCAGACAACAAUCUCACAAUCCCUGAGGAUUUUCUUUGUCCAAUAUCUCUGGAGCUCAUGAAAGAUCCUGUCAUUGUCUCCACUGGACAGACAUACGAGAGGUCUUACAUACAAAGAUGGAUAGACUGUGGAAACCUAAGAUGUCCAAAGACUCAGCAGAAACUCGGAAACUUCACUCUUACUCCAAACUACGUUCUCAGAAGCCUCAUCUCUCACUGGUGCACUAAGCACAACAUUGAGCAGCCAGGUGGUUACAUUAAACAAUGUGACGGUGAUCUAAGUGGAGACAUGUCAGUGAUACGUGCAUUGGUUCGUAAGCUCUCGACAAGAUCACUAGAAGACCGAAGGACAGCUCUUUCAGAAAUCAGGUCUCUGUCAAAACGAAACACAGAGAACAGAAUCUUGAUUGCAGAAGCAGGAGCCAUCCCUGUUUUAGUCAAACUCUUGACAUCAGAAGACGUUGAAACGCAGGAGAAAGCAGUCACUUGCGUUCUUAACCUCUCGAUUUACGAAGGGAACAAAGAGCUGAUCAUGCUUGCAGGUGCAGUCACAUCUAUAGUUCAAGUCCUGAGAGCUGGAACUAACGAAGCUAAAGAAAACGCUGCAGCUACACUCUUUAGUCUUUCGUUACCUGAUGAGAACAAGAUCAUAAUAGGCGCUUCUGGUGCGAUACCUGCGUUAGUGAAUCUCCUUGAGAACGGUAGCGUGAGAGGGAAGAAAGACGCUGCAACUGCUCUGUUUAAUUUGUGUGUUUAUGAAGGGAACAAAGGAAGAGCGGUUAGAGCUGGUAUUGUAAACCCAUUGGUGAAAAUGCUGAGUGAUACUUCGAGUCACAGGAUGGUCACUGAAGCUUUGACCAUACUCUCGGUUCUAGCUGGUAACAAAGACGCUAAAACCGCGAUUUUGAAGGCGAACGCGAUACCAUCUUUGAUAGCGUUGUUACAGAAAGAUCUGCCUAGAAACAGAGAGAACGCAGCGGCGAUAUUGUUUGCUCUUUGCAAGAGAGAUACUGAGAAACUGAUAUUCAUUGGUAAACUUGGAGCUGUUGUUCCGUUGAUGGAACUUUCAAGAGAUGGUACAGAGAGAGCUAAGAGGAAAGCUAAUUCUUUGCUUGAGCAGCUCCGCAAAUCAUCUCAAAAACUAUGCUCAAAAUAGCUCUUUAACCAAAAAUUAAAAAAUAAAGAUUUGAAAAUUAACUUCAUUGUUAGUAUUUGAUUUAAUUUCGUUGGAUGUUUGUUUGAUAUUUUUAUGUUCUGUAAUGAUUGUUGAGCUUUGUUUGGAAGACUAAUUCCAGUUUGAGAAGGUUGGAAGUGUAAAGAGUUGCGAGAAUCGGAUCUCUUUUAUUCACCUUUUUCUAUUUAUUUAUUGAUUUUGUAAUAACAAAUAUUGUGUUAAUCAAAGCUUUUAU
This is a messenger RNA of Eruca vesicaria subsp. sativa (arugula), 2247 nucleotides long. NCBI's taxonomy places the organism in Eukaryota, Viridiplantae, Streptophyta, Magnoliopsida, Brassicales, Brassicaceae. The record is from the annotation of a GenBank genome assembly.